GGAGACCCGGGUUCGAUUCCUGGGCAGGUGGGGCUCGUUAGCCCUUAAAGGCAACCCACCUACGUCCUAAGGACCUCGCUGCCACCGUCCAAGCUCGCUUGGCCCCGGCAGAUGAACCUUAGGAUUAAAGGGUGGGCUCAGUUCCGCGCACACUGUGUCUCACCUAAAAAAUCCAAUGCGCAGGCUGGAAGGUGGAAAGACCUUCCCCGGAUCUUCGCUCGCGAAGACUGGCCAUUAUUAUUAUUGUUUUGGUGCUGAGUUCAUGCUUUUGGCUUGUUGGGUGUCAAUUCCCAGCCUCAGGCAGGGCUUCCCAUGGAGUGUUGGUGCUGCUGCUGCCAGGAGAGAGAAAUUCUUUGGGAAGCUGGGAUACAAAUAGCAACUCUGUGAAUUGCUCAGCUUGUCCUAGGUAAGAGCAGGUUUUAGGGAAGAAAUGCCUGUAGUUAGUAAUCAGAAGAGAAGGGUGAAAGCCAGGAGCCUUUGACUUCCCCAGUGCACUUCACUGUCUUUAUUCUCCUCUCUUUCAGGACAAGGAAAAUCACUGACUUGGGUCCAGCUCUGCCAAUGCCUCGAGGUGUGAGCAGCCAAAGGCAAGAGGCUCCAGCCCUGCCGGCUGUGGUGGGGGCUCCUGGUCCUGCCAGUCUGGGCUUCCCGGGCACUUCCUAUUAAAGGAUACCAUGAGAAUAGUUUUGGACUGAAAGGGGAAAGGAGCUGUGUCCGUGAGAGUUCAGCUGUCCAUGACAAAAGCUUUCUGCUUUUCCAGUCAGUAAAGUCUUCAAAUGUCUUGCAGUGUGUAGGAAUGCCUGGCUUCUAAAACUCACCAGCUGAGCCUUAGGGGCUUCUCUGCCGAGCUGUUUUCAGGCAGCCAAAUUGGCCCCCAGCAGGGACUCUGUACCUGCUCUCCCGUGGUUCCAAGGGAUCUCUGGGCCUUCAUGCCAGCACUGAGAUGUUCUCGGGAAGGCCCUCAGAUCCCUGGAGCAGUCUGGAACACAGGACUUUGUACUCAGAGAGGAAUGUGUUGGAAAGAUACCAAUCUGCAAUGUUCACUACAAAAAAUAAAAAUCCUCACUGGGUUUACAACUUCACAAGCACAGAAAUUAGUCUAUCAGUAGCUAAAAGUCUUGGCAAAAUGAAGUUUAUUACCUUUAGUUGUACAAUAGGACAGAUAGAUUUUUUUUUUUUUUUUUUUUUUUUAACUUCAAAUCUCAGUGAUGUACCUUUUUGUCCUGCUGGUAAUUAAAGUACAUAGAACUGGAAAGGAGCCUCUGUAUUGCACUAAAUAAUGUUCAUCUUUGGGUUCUUCUCAAUAAAGUGUCACGGUUGAACCUCAGCUGGCAACAAAGCCCCACACAGCCACCCUCUCACUCCUCCUGACAGGGCAAGGGGGAGAAUCAGAAGAGAAACUGUGAGGAAUCUCGUGGGCUGAGACAAGGACAGUUUGUUAGGUAAAGCAAGAGCCACUCGUGAAAGUGAAGCAAAACAAGGAAUUCAUUCACCACUUCCCAUGGGCGGGCAGGUGUUCAGCCAUCCCCAGGAAAGCAGAGCUCCAGCACAGGAAACUCCAGUGACCCCUUGUACCUUCAUCACUGUAAAAGCACCAGAGAGGACGAGCAGCUUGGGUGUGUUAGUCUUCUACAUUGGACUUGGUUUCUUGGUUCUGCAGUACACGAGUCAGAAAACUCCUUUUCAGAUCUUCUUUAUGAUGUUGGACCAUCCUUUCUGUUCUGUGGCCAAAUGAUUUAUUAUUGUAUGUGAAGUGAAAUAGCUUUAACAGGGAGUCAAAAUAUCCUUUGGAACAGAUACUGGUUAAGUGCUCACCUGUCACAUGACAGGUAGUGUGUGCUAUACUGGAUGGUAUUACAGAAAAUAAUGACAGGCUUCUAACUCCUCUGAGUUGGUUCCUUCAAUUAUGAGUAACAUGCUGAAUCCAGAUGCUAUUUUUUCAAAUAAUGAAAUGAGCCUGUCGGACAUUGAAAUUUAUGGGUUUGAUUAUGACUACACAUUGGUCUUUUAUUCUAAACAUUUGCACACGCUGAUAUUCAAUGCUGCUCGAGAUCUUCUUAUCAAUGAACAUCGGUAUCCUGCAGAAAUAAGAAAAUAUGAUUAUGAUCCAAAUUUUGCCAUCAGAGGACUUCAUUAUGAUGUGCACCGAGCAUUAUUAAUGAAGAUUGAUGCUUUUCAUUAUAUUCAGCUGGGAACAGUUUACAGAGGCCUCAGUGUUGUCCCAGAUGAAGAAGUUAUUGCAAUGUAUGAUGGUUCCCAUGUCCCUUUAGAACAAAUGAGUGACUUUUAUGGAAAGAGCUCACAAGGAAAUACAAUGAAGCAAUUCAUGGAUAUAUUUUCCUUGCCAGAAAUGACACUUCUUUCUUGUGUGAACGAAUAUUUUCUGAAAAACAACAUAGACUACGAACCUGUUCAUCUGUACAAAGAUGUCAAGGAUGCAAUCAGGGACGUCCAUAUCAAAGGAAUAAUGUACAGAGCAAUUGAAGCAGAUAUUGAGAAAUACAUCUGCUAUGCUGAGCAAACUCGUGCAGUGUUAGCUAAGCUGGCUGAUCAUGGCAAGAAGAUGUUUCUCAUCACAAACAGUCCCAGCAGCUUUGUGGACAAAGGCAUGAAGUUCAUAGUUGGCAAGGACUGGAGGGAUCUCUUUGAUGUGGUCAUUGUACAGGCUGAUAAACCAAACUUCUUCAAUGAUAAGCGAAGACCGUUCCGGAAGGUGAAUGAAAGGGGGGUGUUGCUCUGGGACAAGAUUCACAAGCUGCAGAAAGGUCAGAUUUACAAACAGGGUAACUUGUAUGAAUUUCUGAAGCUUACUGGCUGGAGGGGCUCUAAGGUGCUCUACUUUGGUGACCACAUAUACAGUGACUUGGCAGACUUGACCCUGAAACAUGGCUGGCGCACUGGUGCAAUUAUUCCAGAGUUACGAUCAGAGAUUAAAAUCAUGAACACAGAGAAGUACAUUCAAACCAUGACCUGGCUGCAAACCUUGACAGGAUUAUUGGAACACAUGCAGGUUCACCGUGAUCCUGAUUCUCAGAUUAUUUUAGAAGAAUGGAAGAAGGAAAGGAAGGAAAUGAGGGAGAUGAACAGGAAUUUCUUCAAUGCGCAGUUUGGAAGCAUAUUCAGAACUGAUGAGAAUCCAACUUACUUCUUAAGACGUCUCUCUAGAUUUGCGGAUAUCUACAUGGCAUCACUGAGUUGUCUCUUGAACUAUGAGCCUGAUUACACGUUUUAUCCAAGAAGGACUCCUUUGCAGCAUGAACUUCCUGGCUGGUCAGACCAGCUGUGCACUGGUACAUUCAGAAUACCUUUCCUACAAGAGACAGUUCAGAUCAAAUAAAAACUUGGUGACUUCUCUCUAAAAUGGACAAAUAUAUCUUGGUUUUUUUGAAUGUAUGUGUGUUUUAUUUAAAGUCACUUAAAUCUGUUACCUUGGUUUAGAUGUAUCUCAUACUUAUUCUCAUAAGCAUUGUAACUGUUUUCUCCUCUUCUGCUCAGACACGUGAAAACUCCUCUUAGACACAGAAGAGAUGAUGGACUGCCAAAACAGUAGUAGGCCAGGAGGGGAGAGUACAUCUGAGGGGAAGGACUGGUAGUGUUCUGGGGUGGUUCUUUUUGUUUCUUUAUUGGAAACUUGGAUCUGCAGCCUUGUGGUUUACAAAGAAAUACCUGUACUCUCACUUCUGGCCCUUUUCAGCACUCCAGCUGGAGCCUCUAAUGGAUCUUGGCACUUGAAAAGCUUAAAUCCAGUAUUAGUAACUCAGUGAUAAACAGCUAAUAACCAGGUCAGGGUGAGACUCAGAGGGAUAGUGUACGUAUUGUACCUUUCCUUGUCGCCGUGGCUGCAAGCUGACCUAACUGAGCUGAGGGCUGUGGUGUCAGCAUGGCUGUGCUGCACUGACAGGCUCAGGCUGAUGGGCUCUUUCUCCUGUCUGUGCAGUUUCUGUUCUUGUAAUGUUUGUGCUUGGCUGCAGGUGGACCUGAGCCUAAACCUGAAACUGCCAGUAGCUUGGGCUGCUUCAGCUUCCUCUUGUUAACUUUUAGGCACCUUUCUUUUUAAGUUUCAAAACACUUCAAAUACCCACUCUCUAGUAAUAAUGUAAUUUCAAGAGGUCUUGCAUCUGGCAUUUCAAAGUGGAUACAGAUCUUUCCAUUAGGCUUUAGUUUGGUCCUAAAUGCUGCUUUUAAAAUUUUUAACAGUGUCUUAUUACAGUGGUAUGCAAUGUGGUUUUGCUAGGAAAGAAUGUAUUUCAUAUAGCCUUUUACAGUCAAGAGUAAAUACGCACAACGGGCAAAGGAGCUAAAAGAAAAAGUAAGAAAUGAGAAAAUGAAACCCAGAGUUUUCUGUUGACAUGUUUUUAGCUCAAACCCUGAGAGCUGAAUUAGGGGUGGUGCAGAAUUUGCAUAAAGAAAAAAGUAGUUUUGGUGGUGCAGAUUAAAGGUUUUAUUGAAUUACUGAAAUUGAAGGUAAUGCAUAAACACAAACUCUGGGUAGCAUAUGUUCCAAAGAUUUGAGCUAAAAAAUGUCUACUUUGCACAAGGAAAACAUCUGUUGAUGUGUUUCCUCAAACAGGCACUUUAUAGAACUGCUAUAUAAUUGUUUUUAAGUAAGAAUUAUUUUAUUUCUCUGGAUCCAAAGGAAAUGGGUUGUUUAUUGUUUUUAACUGGUGCUUCCCACCCCAGCCAUUUUAGCAGGUAUAAUAUGAUUAAUAACUUUCAAAUUUUAGUUAUUAAAGGCUUUUAAAAGCAUUUUUAAAAGUGUACAAUUAACAAAAUAUAUAGCAUAGGGUGUUCUUAAUUUCGUUUUGGGAUAUCACUUGCUUUCUCUCAUGAUUGUCAGGUAAACAAACUUUUGGUGACCAAAAGUUUUCUCAUUUUGUUUUUUUCUUUUUUAAGCUGUCUGUAUUAUGUGCAAGUUGCUAGAUUGAAUUUCAUAUACGGUAUCUUUCAUGUUUUUAAAAGCAUGUUUGUAAAGUCAAGAAUGUAUUUUAAUCUAGCCUGCACAAUUUUGUAAGUAGUUUUCCUGUAUGCUUGAAAUCAGUAUGAAGUCCUCAGAGGUGGUUGUAGAUUUUAUUGUUUGCUUGUGCUCCUAUUUCAAACUUUUUGUGCAGCACGCCUGAAGUGUGUGUGUGUAUUUAAACAGAAGAGGAAGUUCAUCUGACCGUCCUGCUGUUUUGCUGGAUAGAAAGAUAAAGUUCUGCAGGAAGUUAGUUUGAAUUUAUCAGGAGACUUCUUGGUGUGGCUGUGCAAGAAAUAUAUAGCAUAACUUGUUAAUGAAAUGUGGGGAUGGAAAUAUCCUGAUUUGCCUUCAGUUCUUUAUUCUGAUGCUCAGCUACAACCGAACUCAGUGUUACUCGUGUGCAGCACCGCUCGUGCUGCAGAGCUUUCAGUUCACUCUUGAAGAAAAGAGAAAACCCACCAAAACUGUUCUACAUUCUCUAUCUUACUACCAGCAAAUCAUAAGAUUGUAUUAUUCAGUUCUGCAUUAUUGAACUUGAUCAUGUUUUGUUGAUUAUAGCUCUAUGAUGUUUAUUCUUUUAAAGCUGGCUAGGAGCCAGUUUGUUUGCUUAAUUUUCCUGUGUUAAGCAGGAACAGUUUAAUUGGCUUGGAUGUUGCUAUCCACAUAAUGCGCAUUUUGUUUCAAGAUUUUCUUCUUUUACCCUGCCUUAGAAAAUCAGACUUCUGUACCAAGCUAUGUUACAACAGCCAACUCAAGUAAAAUAUUGUUUAUAUUGCAUGAGUUCUUGAAAUAAACAACGUUGCAUGAAAAGAAUUAAAUAUGGGAGGGUUGUGUUUCUUUAAAACAAUCCAACUAUAUAUAAUAUGAAUUUGAGAAUAUUGAAGUGUAUUAUUUAUUUUUCAGUGCUAGAAUGCAGCUCUUUUAACUUUUAAAAAUAUCUUGCAUUUUUUUAAUGAUUUCACCUUGGCAGUCUCUGUGUUACUCAUUUUAACCUUGUUGUGCCACUGACUUCAAAGAGAUUUUUGAGCAUGUUUAAAAGGCAGUGUUUCUUUAUAUUAAUUUUGGGAGUAUAGUUCAUUUGAACACCAAAGCAAAAAGAAAUUUUUGUUCUGUUCUAUCAAAAACACAGAGGUGAAUAGUCUGUCAGUAAAAGAAAGAGUUUUAUGAACUGUGGGGCUUUUUUUUUUUUGUGAUAAAAAUAUUUAAUGAUUAUUACAAAAAUAAAUGUUUGGACUUUA
Molecule: messenger RNA, 6195 nt
Organism: Myiozetetes cayanensis
Lineage: Eukaryota; Metazoa; Chordata; Aves; Passeriformes; Tyrannidae
Gene: NT5DC3
Product: 5'-nucleotidase domain containing 3
Exons: 17
Coding region: 1907-3337 (476 amino acids)
Molecular function (GO): 5'-nucleotidase activity
Source: RefSeq, a predicted model, not a curated record